CCGGAGGUUGUUUGAUUAUACUGAAAUCUUAUCGUUGAAGCUUCCCCGAGCUCGCGCCUUCGCCUGCUCCUGCUCAAAGACUUGGGCACCUUUUUACCACGGCUCGGUAGCCUCAACCACCGAAGAUCUCUAUUUAGCCCCUGAUAUAUUAACGUUCCAAUCUUUUCCACUCGAACUCUUUCCCGUAGCAACAACAUGAAUUGAGAGUAAAGAUUGGCUCGCCCCUACGAAGCUGUCCUUCCAAGGUUCUUAGGGUUACAGCUUAGGGAAGUGAUACCACACCUACUUAGUACAUCGCCAUGGAUCGUCACACAACACCGCCGUUUAUGCUACGGCUCUUUUACCGAACGGGCGCAUUUCAUAGACCGGACGAGUUCACCAACGGACCGUUCCCGCCACAUAUAACCAUACACGCCUGGCCCGACGUCUCCCUGACGGAGCUCGUUUAUAAUAUUGCUGCCGCGAAACCGCACCUCCUCCCCGACCCGGCCGUAGGCACUCGCGUGGCCUUCCGUCUCAUCUUCCCAGACACCCGCAAUAACGCUGCUGGUCACACGACCGCAAAGUACGCUAUCAAAGACCUAGGCAGCGUAGUAAUAGGCGAUGGGGGUAGAGGCCUAGACCCCGAAGACGUCGAGGCCGAGAAGGAGCCCGAGGACGAUGGCGAGAAGACCCUAACGGACGCCAGGUUUGUCGUCGGUGACUUCAUAUCCUGCGCCGUCCUUCCCCCACUACCCAAUGGGGCUGUCGCUCCAGUAUCUAGCGCAAGGAACGGCCUUACCGAGACGAGAUCUGUUAUGGGACGCCCGCCUAGCAGUUCGUUCGGAAGUGAGAAUGGACAAGGUCGGCCUGCAAGACCGAGAAAUAGCGGUAGAGGGUAUGACGGGUUCAACCGUGGUAGCAUACCGAGUGGCGAGUGGAGGAGAGGAGAGCGAUUACCUGACCCGCCGCCAGUUGGGCGUGGUAGGGGGGGAAGACGAUAUUGACGGAUGAUGGUGGUAUAUACGAUGACGUGUCCUGCAGACUACAUGAGGAUCGAUGUGAGACCAAUUGUACUUGGUGGUAAAAGAACGAAGUAUGGGAUAAAUCUUUUCAUGUGGGCAAAUAACAAAAUUUUCGAUACUCAGGCGAUAUUCUGGGUAUUCAACUAAGAAAAAACAUAGCAUUAUAUACCCCUACAGCUGUCUGUAUCGUCUCUACCUAGGGUUUCCUACUUGUAAUAUGCAUUAUUCGGACUUUGCAUUGGGAUUUUGGCGGUUAGGUAGCGUGGAUCGAGGUUACAAAAGUUUGUUACAAUUAUUUUAGUUGAGGCUUUAUUAGUAUCAUCUUAACGAAAUACCUACUGUGUAGUGA
Messenger RNA from Annulohypoxylon maeteangense, 1353 nucleotides. RefSeq names its product Sin3 associated polypeptide p18-domain-containing protein. The record is from RefSeq and is a predicted model, not a curated record. Gene Ontology annotation, cellular component: nucleus. Lineage: Eukaryota; Fungi; Ascomycota; Sordariomycetes; Xylariales; Hypoxylaceae. Gene Ontology annotation, molecular function: transcription factor binding; transcription corepressor activity. The transcript has 3 exons. Bases 300 to 986 code for a protein of 228 amino acids. Gene Ontology annotation, biological process: negative regulation of DNA-templated transcription.